AUGCUGUGGGCAUGCCAAGACAGGGCAUUUAACAUUGUUGACAAAGUGAAGGACAAUGUGGCAUUCAAAGCCUGGCAGAUGUUGAAGAAGAAAUACGAAGUGAAGGAGGUUGAUGCACACAUUCAGCUGCAGGAAAAGUUUCAGGAAUGCAAGAUGGAGUCGGAUAAAGAUGACCCAACAAUUUUUAUUGAAGAGCUUGCAGUUAUCAAUGGAUACAUGGGAGCCAUGCAGGAUAAGUAUGAGAAGGAUGAUGUGGAAAUGAUAUUGCAUAUCUUCUCAAAGUUGCCGGGUUUGUACUUGGAGUUCAUAACAAGACAGAAAGCAAAAGGCAUUCAGAAUACAUCAGGUUAG
This is a messenger RNA of Phaeodactylum tricornutum CCAP 1055/1, 351 nucleotides long. RefSeq lists its product with no specific name. The record is from RefSeq and is a predicted model, not a curated record. Lineage: Eukaryota; Bacillariophyta; Bacillariophyceae; Surirellales; Neidiaceae. The transcript has a single exon. Bases 1 to 351 code for a protein of 116 amino acids.